ACUUUCCACUUGUUCCAGCACACUAACAGAAAGCGCUUCCUCUACAAUCAUGGCGGACAUGUACUGUCGCGCUGCCGUUGCCAUGGAGAUGCACGGCGUCCUUCCUGCGUGUGGCUUAGCGCGCUGUGUAGUGGUUCCCACGAUGUCAUGUGACCCGGAAGUGGUUGUCUGUGUAGUUUUGGCGCCUUGGCUAGUGUUGCAGCAGGCUGACAGCUGAUAGUGAGACUCACACGGCGGUAAGUACAAAAAAAAUGCAAGCAUUUUUGAAAGGUGGGACAUCCAUCAGCACAAAGCCAUUGAAAGAUAAAGCCUCCGUGUCUGGAGCAGGCAGCAGCACAAAUGUCAAGAAGCAGAAAGCAGUCCCUUGGGUGGAAAAAUAUCGACCAAAAUGUGUAGAUGAAGUGGCUUAUCAAGACGAAGUGGUUGCUGUACUGAAGAAAUCAUUGGAAGGAGCAGAUCUCCCUAAUCUACUUUUCUAUGGGCCUCCUGGAACUGGGAAAACAUCUACUAUUUUGGCAGCCUCCAGAGAGCUCUACGGGCCUGAACUAUUUCGUCAGCGAGUCCUUGAAUUAAAUGCAUCUGAUGAAAGAGGAAUUCAAGUAGUUCGGGAGAAGGUGAAAAACUUUGCCCAGCUAACAGUAGGAGGCAGCCGUUCUGAUGGAAAGCCGUGCCCUCCAUUCAAAAUUAUAAUUCUGGACGAAGCAGACUCUAUGACAUCCGCUGCUCAAGCUGCCCUAAGGCGCACUAUGGAGAAAGAAUCUAAAACCACUCGGUUCUGUCUAAUUUGCAAUUAUGUCAGCAGAAUAAUUGAACCUUUAACAUCUCGUUGCUCCAAGUUUCGAUUUAAACCACUUGCUGACGCUAUACAAACUCAAAGGAUCCUCGAAAUCUGUGAGAAGGAAAGUGUGAAAAUUACAAAUGAGGCAGUGUCUUGCUUAGUUGAAGUUUCAGAAGGAGACUUGAGGAAAGCCAUUACGUUUUUACAGAGUGCAACAAGGCUUACUGCUGGAAAAGAGAUAACAGAAAAAAUUGUGGUAGAAAUAGCUGGGGUGAUCCCUAAAGAAACACUCGAUGGAGUAUUAGCAGCGUGUCAGAGUGGUUCAUUUGAAAAAUUGGAAACUGUGGUCAAGACUCUAAUACACAAUGGUCAUGCAGCCAACCAGCUUGUGAACCAGAUUCAUGAUAUUAUUCUUGAACGUGAGGACCUAAAAGAUAAACAAAAAGCCAUCAUUGCAGAGAAACUUGCAGUGGUUGACAAAUGUUUGACAGAUGGAGCAGAUGAAUAUCUUCAAAUGCUUAGUCUUUUUGCAGUUAUUAUGCAAGAAAUGACUCAAAAUUGCUAAUGCUAUCGAUUUUCUUUUUCUCAAGGUGUCUAGUGACGAA
Molecule: messenger RNA, 1383 nt
Organism: Pelobates fuscus (common spadefoot toad)
Lineage: Eukaryota; Metazoa; Chordata; Amphibia; Anura; Pelobatidae
Gene: RFC4
Product: replication factor C subunit 4
Exons: 11
Coding region: 252-1343 (363 amino acids)
Biological process (GO): DNA-templated DNA replication; DNA repair
Cellular component (GO): nucleus; DNA replication factor C complex
Molecular function (GO): ATP binding; ATP hydrolysis activity; DNA clamp loader activity
Source: RefSeq, a predicted model, not a curated record